Messenger RNA from Hemiscyllium ocellatum (epaulette shark), 2753 nucleotides. RefSeq names its product ataxin-7-like protein 1. The transcript has 11 exons. The record is from RefSeq and is a predicted model, not a curated record. The coding region runs from base 1 to 2280 and encodes 759 amino acids. NCBI's taxonomy places the organism in Eukaryota, Metazoa, Chordata, Chondrichthyes, Orectolobiformes, Hemiscylliidae.
AUGGCGGCCUCGGAGCGCAGGCUCCCGAGUCCCGAAGCGUUCGUGGGCCAGUCUUGGAGCAGCUGGAUCGAGCGGGCGGAGGCGCUGCGGCUGUCGGACGAAUCGGAGGAUAGUGGCAAAGAUGUGAGAAAGAAGAUUGAAACAAUGAGGCUCAUUAGAGAAGAUAUGCCAAUCUUUGGUCAUUGUCCAGCCCAUGACGAGUUCUUCCUUGUGGUGUGUAACCAGUGUGGACAGGUAGUUAAACCUCAGGCAUUCCAGAUGCACUGUGAGAGAAGACAUGGGUCUCUGAACAAACUAUCAGCACGAAGACCUCCUGCCUUGAAUUCCCCAAACUCUAUUGUCCUGCAGAAAUCGCGAUCCAACAGUGUGCAAACUGCUGUGACCUCUAACCAUGGCACCAGUUCCUCCAAAGAGAAGCUACAGAGCCCUGGUAGCAAGGUGCUACAGUUAGACGUGCCUUCAAAGGGACCAAAAGAAAAUCUCUGCUUGUUUGUUCCUGUGGUGAACCUGGAAAAGAUCCCGACUUUCAGAAAGACGGACAGCUCCUGCAUCAAGCUGAGCUCAAAGCUUCCGGCUGUUUCCUUGUCCCCACCCAAUCCCACUUUGGCUCCCAGUAAACCCAGUCCGGUAGCCGUCGUUGAACCUGUAGCAAAGGCGCUGGCGGGGAGCGCACUCUCCAAGGUGGCUGAUUCUCUGCAGCCAUCCACGGUAAUUCAGAAUGGGAAAGGGGAGCGGUCUCCCCCACUGGAGGAACCAACGCUCAGCAACAGGAAGAACAGCCAUAAAAUCCACCGAAGAAUUGUAGAGAAAGAAAGUGACCUCAAUAAGCACUGCAGCGUCAUGGACCCAGACACCAAGAAACACUGCACACGUUCACUAUCUUGUAAGACUCAUUCGCUGACACAGAGGAGGAGUGUACUGGGGCGCCACCUUGCCUUUGAUGAGUUGCUGGCAGAACAUCGGGCAAGUUUGAAGAACAAGGAGACUGGUAAAGAGAGAAAGCUGCAGGCUAAGGAGACGGUGCCGCUCUCUCUGGGUCAGGAGGCCGCUCCAGGUCCGGUGAUGUUGGGGAUCUCUCCAAACCGGCCAAAGCUUGCCGCCUGCUCUGGUGCAAGGGUGUUUUUGCAAAGCGAUCUGAUUGAAAAUGAGAAACCCUCUGAUCCUGUACCACAUCCCGAGCUCCCGUACCCUUUGUUCAGGUUUGAGAUGAACAGCCGGCUAUCGAGUGAGGAGAGUGAUGGGGAGAUGACCGAGGAAGCUGAGAAGCUGGAUUGUCACUAUUCACGCUUUCAUCCAAAGCCUCUGGCAUUUUGCACUUUUGGAAGCCGGAUGAUUAGUCGGGGCUGUUACGUCUUCAACAGGCGCUUUGAUCGUUUCCGUAUGGCCCUCAAUUCCAUGGUAGAAAAGCACCUGAAUUCUCAGAUGUGGAGAAAGAUUCCUCCAGCCACGGAUCCACAGAGCACGCCACUCGCUGCCCCAACUCCAGCCCCCUCCGCGCUUUCGCUCCCAUCUAUUUCGUCUGUUUCCGGAUCUCUGUCCGCCUCAGCUUCUUCCCCGGGCGUGGAACUGAAAGUAGCAUCCUCGCCUGUUAGCCUUGUUGGAGCUCGAGGCCCUCCUGACCCACCGUCUGUGUGCUGCCGCGCACUCCCUCCGCUGACCCCUCCAGCCCGCAUUCCCUCCCCCUCUUUGAGUAGAUCACCCUGGGCUAAGAGCAGCCGGGCGCCUGGGUUUCACCUGGAGCCCGGUCCCAUCGGCGAUAUAUCUCUGAGCAAACACAAGAAACUGGGGUCUGCCUCCUGUAACCCGCUCCCUCCCUCCGAUUCCCCCCUCAAAAGAAACUGCGUGUUGAGUCUGGACAGGAUAAGUGCUGCCCCUCCUGGUGGGACAGCCCUCUACCCUCCUCACUCGAAUACCUCUUCACAUAGGGUGAGCAACGGACUCGGUGUCCAUGGACCCAAAGCAGGACGCUCAGGAUCGACCGCAAUUCUGGGCCUUUCAGGGAACUCCCUCAAAGGGAACAGCAGGACCGUAGAACAGUUUGAUCCCAAAAAGGAGGCCCGCUUGUGUGCAGCUCUCAACCCAGCUUCGCCCCCACAGCCCCCCACCUCCCCAGCACGGACCGAGGGCAGGAAACGGAAGAACGCAGCCUCCUGCUCGAAACCCACGAAAAUAGCCAAGGGCCCCGACGUCAGAGGCGUCCAGAGAAAGAGAGAGGAGAGCCUGGCAACAACACGACCUCACAGCAACUCUCACCCACACAAGGCAAAAGUGCGUCCAUGAGAACAAAUUGGUCCUAGUUUCCCGGAAAUGUCCAUCCAUCAGUUGCCACCUCCAGACCUUCGCUCACACAAACCAGACAUCGUCCAGGCUAUCGGGAAGUCUGCUGCGCCACAGGCUGUUUAUGCACAAAUCACUGCAGACCCUCACACUAGCCGCCUGAGUUGGUACGAACUAUUUUGUCGACCUUUGUGUCUGUGGCAGGAGUCACUGCACCUUGUCAUCCAUUUGUUUUGUUUGUUCUCUGCUUCCGAUCUGUCCACUCCGGGGUUACACCUUUGUGGUUGCUUAACGUGACAUCCUUGCUGUGCAGUGGUAGGAACAGGGGCAGUUUCCAAAUACGUGCCAAAUGGGUGGUGAGGUGCACAUCCAGUGAUUUGGCCUCCAGAACAGUGGAGAGUGAAGGGAAGUGUUCCGACCACAUCUUCAGUCUGGGUGCCCAGCAUCGGGCCCAGGUCUCCUGAUGGCAUUGUGCC